GACCGUGAGCACGUGACUCGGGGCUGCGGGACUCUGCGGUGACUCUGGAGCAGACACAGACAGAACAUGAACGAGGAGCCGAAGAGCGCGGAGGAGCCGGAGCUCAAAGAAGAGCCGGAGCUCAAAGAGGAGCCGGGUGUUCAGAUGGACCGGUCCAGCCCUGAGCCCAGAGUGAAGGAGGAAACCCCAGAGACUCCACAGAUUAAAGAGGAAGCAGAGGAACAGAGCCUCAAACAGGAACAAGAGGCGCUCCCAGAGUUCACUACUGUGUGUGUGAAGAGUGAAGAGUGCUCUGUGGGCGUUCAAAUCCACUGGUUCAAUCCUGAGCUGAGAGUGAAGGAGGAAACCCCAGAGACUCCACAGAUUAAAGAGGAAGCAGAGGAACAGAGCCUCAAACAGGAACAAGAGGCGCUCCCAGAGUUCACUGCUGUGUGUGUGAAGAGUGAAGAACAGUCCUCACAAACGGAGCCCAAAGAGGAACAACAGGAAGAGCUCAUCAGCACAGAACACGGGCAGUUCCACUCGCACACUCGCCUACAAACUCGCAGCUCUUCAGACACUGAUGAAGACACCGACAACGAUGACGACUGGGAGCCCUCAGCUGCGCACAUGGAGACGGACGCUGACCACGGGGACCGAGGAGAGGAGAAAACGGGAGAAGGGGGGGAAAAGAAGAAGAGGAGGAAAUACGAGUGCACCAUUUGUCACAAGUCUUACACAACUAAUCAAAACUUAAAAGUCCACAUCAGAAGUCACACGGGUGAAAAACCUUACAGCUGCUCAGUUUGUAAGAAGUCCUUUGUCCAGAAAUGUAGAUUAAACAAACAUAGUAAAAUUCACACAGGAGAGAGGCCUUACAGCUGUCCAACCUGUGACCAGACCUUUACACAUAAGGCUGAUAUUAAAAAACACUUAAGAAGUCACACGGGAGAGAGACCUUUCAGCUGUUCAAUUUGUAAGAAAACAUUUAUCCAAAGUGGUAAUCUCAAUGCACACAUGAGAAUUCACACCGGAGAGAGACCUUACAGCUGUCCCACCUGUCAGAAAGAAUUUAAACAAAGCAACGAACUCAAGAGUCACAUGCGAUCUCACACAGGGGAAAGACCUUACAGCUGUUCGAUGUGUGAGAAAACGUAUGUCAAAAAGACGAGUCUGAAGGAGCACAUGAAAAAACACACAGGGGAGAGACCUUACAGCUGUUCAGUUUGUCAGAAAACAUUUGCACUGAAGGAUUACCUCCACGUGCACAUGAGAACUCACACCGGAGAGAGACCAUACAGCUGUUCAUUUUGUAAAAAAGCUUUUAUUUUGUCGUGUCAACUCACUGCGCACAAGAGGACUCACACAGGGGAAAAACCUUUCAGCUGUUCAAUAUGUGGGAAAAAGUUUGCAUUAACCUCUGGUCUCAGGCGGCACACGAGAACGCACACAGGAGAGAGACCAUACAGCUGUUCAGUUUGUGAGAAGGCAUUUUCAUCGCAGGGUAACCUGUUCAAUCACAAAAAAACUCACACAAAAGAGAAGCCUUACAGCUGUACAGUUUGUCAGAAAUCAUUUGGCCAAUCGAGUCAUCUCAAAUCACACAUGAAAACACACUGAUGUUUCAUUUAAGACACUGUGACGUUCCACAUUAAAUAGAAACAUUACAUUUGUGUACUAUUGUGUUGUGUGUGUUAAAUGUGUGUAACUGCAGUCGGUUCACUCUGGUCCGUGGUGUAAAUUCAUCUAAACAGAGACACUUCAGUACAAACAGAUUCAGGAAAGACUCAUUUCUGUCAACGAGACUUUUUUAGUAUCGAUACCUGUGGAAAAUGAGGAUCUAGUUUUGAUACUCGUUUUGGUAUUGAUUCGUGUCCCAUCCCAUGAUGCAUUUCUCUGUCAGAAAUGUGGUCUGCUGCUGGAAAAUGUGCCGACGCUAAAAUCACUACAUGACAUCGCCGCACUGUAGAAUCCUGUAGAAUCGAGAGGUUUUAUUUGUCAUUCAAGCAUGUCUGAGUAAUCUAGAGAUCUCUCCCAGGCCUGUUCUAACGUGAAACUUGUGUAAUUGUGUUUUUAAUCACUGUGUUGUUUUGAAAAUUGCCAAAUAAAAUGUUUUCUGUACAGAUUAAUACAAAUGAGUUAACUGCGUGAUGACAUUUUAAACGUUACUUCCUUGUACGUUAUUGUGAAUGUUAAAGAAGCGUCUGUUUUUGACGAGUGUCUGUGGGAGGAGUCUGGGUUUUGUUUUCUGUUGAAGUGUUUAAAGCUCCACUCUCCCGCUCCAUUGUUCUCUUUGUUUCCUUUGUUUGCCUUGGGUCUGAGUUAUAAAUCUGUGAGAUUCUGUCUC
Messenger RNA from Periophthalmus magnuspinnatus, 2326 nucleotides. RefSeq names its product zinc finger protein OZF-like. Gene Ontology annotation, cellular component: nucleus. Gene Ontology annotation, biological process: regulation of transcription by RNA polymerase II. The coding region runs from base 67 to 1599 and encodes 510 amino acids. The record is from RefSeq and is a predicted model, not a curated record. NCBI's taxonomy places the organism in Eukaryota, Metazoa, Chordata, Actinopteri, Gobiiformes, Gobiidae. Gene Ontology annotation, molecular function: DNA-binding transcription activator activity, RNA polymerase II-specific; RNA polymerase II cis-regulatory region sequence-specific DNA binding. The transcript is spliced from 3 exons.